AUGGCUCAAGCCGCCAAACAGCUGAAGAAGAUUAAAGACAUAGAGGCCCAGGCCCUCCAGGAGCAGAAGGAAAAGGAGGAAUCCAACAAAAAGAGGAGGAACCGAUCCCGGGACCGAAAGAAAAAGGCCGAUGCUGCAACCAGUUUUCUGCGGGCAGCGAGGUCAGGAAACCUUGACAAAGCCUUGGACCACCUGCGGAAUGGGGUAGAUAUAAACACCUGUAACCAGAAUGGGUUGAAUGGUUUACAUCUGGCCUCUAAAGAGGGCCACGUGAAAAUGGUGGCUGAGCUUCUACACAAGGAAAUCAUUUUAGAAGCAGUGACCAAGAAAGGGAACACAGCUCUGCAUAUUGCUGCCCUCGCAGGUCAAGAAGAAGUGGUCCGGGAACUUGUUAACUAUGGAGCAAAUGUCAAUGCCCAGUCUCAGAAAGGCUUUACACCUCUGUACAUGGCAGCACAAGAAAACCAUUUAGAAGUAGUUAAAUUUCUCCUGGAGAAUGGAGCUAAUCAGAAUGUAGCCACAGAAGAUGGCUUCACACCAUUGGCUGUCGCCCUGCAGCAGGGCCAUGAGAACGUGGUUGCUCACCUGAUCAAUUACGGGACGAAGGGCAAGGUGCGCCUUCCCGCCCUGCACAUUGCCGCCCGCAAUGACGACACAAGGACCGCUGCCGUGCUUCUGCAGAACGACCCGAACGCCGAUGUGCUCUCCAAGACCGGAUUCACUCCGCUGCAUAUUGCAGCUCACUAUGAGAACCUCAACGUGGCCCAGCUACUGCUGAAUCGGGGCGCGAGUGUCAACUUCACACCACAGAAUGGCAUCACGCCCCUGCACAUUGCUUCCCGACGGGGGAAUGUAAUCAUGGUGCGACUCCUGCUGGACCGAGGGGCUCAGAUAGAAACGAGGACCAAGGAUGAGCUGACGCCGCUUCACUGUGCUGCUCGGAAUGGGCAUGUGCGCAUCUCAGAGAUUCUGCUGGACCACGGAGCCCCCAUCCAGGCAAAGACCAAGAAUGGCUUGUCCCCAAUCCACAUGGCGGCUCAGGGAGACCAUCUCGACUGUGUCCGACUCCUGCUUCAGUACAACGCAGAGAUAGAUGACAUCACCCUGGAUCAUCUAACUCCGCUCCACGUCGCAGCCCACUGUGGCCAUCACAGGGUGGCCAAGCUCCUUUUGGAUAAAGGGGCCAAACCAAACUCUCGGGCUCUGAAUGGCUUCACCCCCUUGCACAUUGCCUGUAAGAAGAACCACAUCCGGGUGAUGGAGCUGCUGCUCAAGACCGGGGCCUCCAUCGAUGCGGUCACAGAGUCUGGACUGACUCCCCUGCAUGUAGCUUCCUUCAUGGGGCACCUGUCCAUUGUGAAGAUCCUCCUGCAGCGGGGAGCGUCCCCGAACGUCUCCAAUGUGAAAGUAGAGACCCCACUGCACAUGGCAGCCAGAGCCGGGCAUACUGAAGUGGCAAAAUAUUUGCUCCAGAACAAAGCCAAAGUCAACGCCAAAGCCAAGGAUGACCAGACUCCUCUACACUGUGCCGCCCGCAUCGGCCACACCAACAUGGUCAGGGUUUUACUGGAAAAUGGCGCUAAUCCCAACCUGGCCACCACAGCUGGCCACACUCCCCUGCACAUCACGGCACGAGAGGGCCACGUGGAGACUGCCCUGGCCCUGCUGGAAAAGGAAGCCUCCCAGACUUGCAUGACCAAGAAAGGAUUUACCCCCCUCCACGUGGCUGCCAAAUACGGGAAGGUAAAUGUGGCUGAAUUGUUGCUGGGCCGAGAUUCCCAUCCAAAUGCAGCCGGAAAGAAUGGCUUGACUCCUCUGCAUGUUGCUGUGCAUCACAACAACCUGGAGAUCGUGAAAAUGCUUCUGCCCCGAGGAGCUUCUCCACACAGCCCUGCUUGGAAUGGCUACACCCCUUUGCACAUCGCUGCCAAACAGAACCAAAUGGAGGUUGCUGGUCAUCUACUGCAAUAUGGAGGCUCGGCCAAUGCAGAGUCCGUGCAAGGAGUGACUCCCCUUCACCUCUCGGCCCAAGAGGGUCACGCCAACAUGGUUGCCUUGCUACUCUCCAAACAAGCCAACGGCAAUCUGGGGAACAAGAGCGGACUCACUCCUCUCCAUCUUGUCGCCCAGGAGGGCCACGUCCCCGUGGCCGAUGUUCUGAUCAAGCACGGAGUCACUGUGGAUGCCACCACGCGGAUGGGGUACACCCCUCUCCACGUGGCCAGCCAUUACGGAAACAUCAAGCUUGUGAAAUUUCUUCUGCAGCACCAAGCGGAUGUCAACGCAAAAACCAAGCUAGGUUACACACCCCUACACCAAGCAGCCCAACAAGGUCAUACAGAUAUUGUCACCUUGCUGCUAAAAAAUGGAGCUUCCCCCAACGAGAUCAGCUCGAAUGGAACCACUCCCCUGGCUAUUGCAAAGCGCCUUGGUUACAUUUCUGUAACAGAUGUGCUUAAAAUCGUCACUGAUGAAACCAGUGUUGUGUUAAUAAGCGACAAGCAUCGGAUGAGCUUCCCAGAGACAGUGGAUGAGAUUCUGGAUGUCUCCGAGGAUGAAGGAACUGCUCAUGUAACUAUAAUGGGGGAGGAUCUUGUCAGCUCCAAGCCUGAGAAGCAGGACUCCAGGGAUGCAGAUGAAGAGAAGGAGCUGGCGGAUUUUGUGCCCAAACUCGAUCAAGUGGUGGAAUCGCCAGCCAUUCCCAGAAUUCCAUGUGUCACGCCUGAGACUGUGGGGAUCAGAUCUGAGGAAGCAGAUCAGGCAUCCAAAGAUUACGAUGAAGACUCGCUGAUUCCCAGCAGCCCAGCCACAGAGACCUCCGAUAAUAUUAGUCCCGUGGCCAGCCCAAUACACACAGGGUUCCUGGUGAGCUUCAUGGUGGACGCUCGAGGGGGUUCCAUGAGGGGAAGCCGCCACAACGGGCUGAGGGUGGUCAUCCCACCACGCACCUGUGCUGCGCCGACACGCAUUACCUGCCGCCUGGUGAAACCACAGAAGUUAACGUCCCCCCCACCGCUGGCAGAGGAAGAGGGUCUGGCCAGCCGAAUCAUUGCUCUGGGACCUACCGGGGCCCAGUUCCUGAGCCCCGUGAUCGUAGAGAUCCCCCAUUUCGCGUCCCAUGGCCGAGGAGACAGAGAGCUGGUUGUGCUGCGGAGUGAGAACGGCUCCAUGUGGAAGGAGCACCGGAGCCGGUAUGGAGAAAGCUACCUAGAUGAGGUUCUCAAUGGCAUGGAUGAAGAGCUGGAGAGCCUGGAGGAGCUGGAGAAGAAGCGGGUUUGCCGGAUUGUUACCACCGAUUUCCCCCUGUACUUCGUGGUCAUGUCCCGGGUCUGCCAAGACUACGAUAUGAUUGGCCCAGAGGGGGGCUUUCUGGAGAGCAGCCUGGUUCCUCUGGUUCAAGCCACUUUUCCCGAGACUGCGGUGACCAAGAAAGUCAAACUGGCUCUGCAGGCUCAGCCGGUGCCAGACGAGCUGGUCACCAAGCUUUUGGGGAACCAGGCUACCUUCAGCCCUAUCGUCACCGUGGAGCCCCGCCGCAGGAAGUUCCACCGUCCCAUUGGGCUGCGGAUCCCCCUCCCUCCAUCCUGGAAAGACAAUCCUCGGGACAGCGGGGAGGGGGACACCACAAGCCUCCGCCUGCUCUGCAGUGUCAUUGGAGGAACAGCACAAGCCCAGUGGGAGGAUAUCACGGGAACCACUAAGCUGGUCUACGCGAACGAGUGUGCCAACUUCACAACAAAUGUGUCUGCGAGAUUCUGGCUGUCGGACUGCCCCCGAACAGCAGAAGCUGUGAAUUUUGCAACUCUCCUGUACAAAGAGCUGACGGCUGUGCCGUAUAUGGUGAAGUUCGUGGUGUUUGCCAAGAUGAAUGAUUCCCGGGAGGGGCGGCUGCGCUGCUAUUGCAUGACAGACGAUAAAGUGGACAAGACCCUGGAGCUGCACGAAAACUUCGUGGAGGUGGCCAGGAGUAGGGAUAUCGAGGUGCUGGAAGGAAUGCCCCUCUAUGCAGAAUUAUCAGGGAACCUUGUACCCAUCAAAAAAGCUGCCCAGCAACGAAGCUUCCAUUUCCAGUCUUUUCGGGAAAAUCGGCUUGCAAUACCAGUGAAGGUACGGGACAUCAGCAGAGAAUCAGGAGGCUCGCUCUCAUUUCUGCGGAAGGCGAUGAAGUAUGAGGAUUCUCAGCAUAUACUCUGCCACCUGAAUAUCACCAUGCCCCUGUGCACCAAGGGGAGUGGAGCCGAUGAUAGGAGAAGAACCUUAACCCCUCUGGCCCUGAGGGAAAGAUACAGCAUUCUCAGUGAGACCACGCUAGGAUCUUCUCUCAGUGGGACAGACAGGGCAGAUCUGAAGAUGGCCAUAAUAUCAGAGCACCUAGGUCUCAGCUGGGCAGAGCUGGCUCGGGAGUUACAAUUCAGCGUGGAAGAUAUCAACAGGAUCCGAGUCGAGAACCCCAACUCACUGCUGGAGCAGAGCGUGGCCCUGCUGAACCUAUGGGUCAUCCGGGAAGGAAAAAAUGCAAAGAUGGAAAGUCUUUAUACAGCACUGAGAAAUAUCGACCGGAGUGAGAUCGUGAACAUGUUGGAGGGCUCCGGGCGGCAGAGCCGCAGUCUGAAGCCAGAUAGGCGCUACCCAGACCGAGAUUACUCCUUAUCACCCUCCCAGAUGAAUGGUUACACUUCGCUGCAGGACGAGCUGCUCUCCCCUGCAUCCCUGCACUACACGCUGCCCUCUCCGCUGCGUGUAGACCAGUACUGGAAUGAGGUGGCCAUCAUGGAUGCCAUCCCCAUGGCAACCACGGAGCAUGAUGCCCUGAUGGAAAUGUCUGACAUGCAGGUGUGGUCCUCGGGGCUCACCCCUUCCCUGGUGACAGCUGAAGACUCCUCUCUGGAGUGUAGCAAGGCAGAGGACUCUGAUGCUACUGGCGAUUGGAAACCGCCGGAACCCCAGUUAGAAGACACCCAAGGUCCCGACCACUUGGGUUCUUUGGAUCUUGUUGAGGACGACACAGUGGAUUCAGAUGCCACGAAUGGCCUUAUCGAUUUGCUUGACCAGGAGGAAGGUCAGAGGUCAGAAGAGAAGAUGCCAGGUUGUGAGAGGCAGGUUGAUUCAGCUGGAGGGGAACAGGAUUCAGAGAGUGAAGUCUCUCUUAUUUCAGGCCAGCAGAGGGUUCACGCCAGAAUCAAGGACUCCCCGACUGUGAGCCGAGUGAUGGAGAAGAGCAGAGACAGAAGGCAAAGAGACUGGAAUGCAGAUAGCUCAUUUGUUUCCUACAGGCCAGGCCCUUCUGAGGGUUCUUGGCAAGAGGAGGUUCCUGGAGACCCACAGUUCGUACAGAGAACCUCGAGCACAGGCCUGGAGCCCAGCGGGUCUCAAGAGGUCGAGACGAUUCUGGUGCCCUCGACCGAACGAAUGCGGAUAGACUCUGUGGAACAGGCAGAAGUGGAGAGUCCCCUGGUGGAAAGAGAGCGGAGACCUCCCCCGACCGUGAGUCCGGGCUUUGAGACCUGGAUGGAAGAAGCCGAAAGCACCUUCUCCAGGCAAGUGAAGGAGAAUGAGAUUCAGGCUAUUCCAGGGGAACAAGUGACAGAGGAACAAUUCACAGAUGAACAAGGCAAUAUUGUUACUAAAAAGAUCAUCAGGAAAGUGGUGCGGCAGAUUGACUCUUAUGGCGAUGGCGACCUGCAGGAACACGAGGAGGUGAGAGGGAGCUUCCUGCAGCCGGAGCUGAUCGAGGGGAGGAAGGGGGCACAGAUAGUGAAACGAGCCAGCCUGAAAAGGGGCAAACAAUGACCCUCACCCCCGCACCCCCCACCCCCGAACGGUCUCUUGGGAGGAUCACACCUCAACACCAAACCACUGAACUCCACACACUUUGACGUGCACACAGGAGGAGAGCCAGGCGUGGAGGGCAGCAGAGCUGGCGGUACAUGACAUGUUUCUAUAGGCUAACGGCAUGACUUCUGUAAGAGACUUCCUUUCCUGUCCCAUCCGCAUGAAUGACUGACUGUAGACGCAUGACCUACAGUACACAAUCCUGCCUCUGGCGACCGACCUCCGACUGGCAACGGGAACCAGGACAAAAGCGGCAAGAAAGAAUGGCCAAGGGCUCAGUUGUGGCUGGAGGGGUGGCAUUUUUUAAGUCAUUUUAAUUUGGGCUUCGUAGAGGGGCCGUUUUUUCAGCUUCAUCGGUGCAAAAUCCACAUGAACUUCCUGAAAAAACAAAGGAGUGAAAUCAGCACGACCCCUAGCCCUCCUCCCUCCCCUGCCAGCCUUACCACCCCCCCAUCCCAGACCUCUACUUGUGACCCUGCUUCCUCCUCCAGCCCCCUUUCCACGUUAUACACACACACACCACAAGCUCUUCUCCCGUUCUAUAUACACACACACAUAGAUUUUUUAACUGUGAAGUCUGAAGUUGUAUAGCAAUCUCCUGUGGGUAAACUGGAAUUUUUUUUUUUUUUACUUUGACUCUCUGCUGGUUUCAGUUUUGACUCAUCUUCCAAUGGAACAGAAUUCAUGAAUUCACCCUAAUGAGUCUGGGGUCGAGUGUUCAGGGCUUGGUGUCAGUCAAAGGAACCAAAACUCCCUUUAGGGUUCCGAGGUAGGAGUAGCCCAAGCCAAAGCUUGAUUGUUUUUUUUCUUUUUGGGUAGACAGUGUGGAGUGGCUGCCCCAGGAUUGCACCAGCAUGUCCUACAGGGAAGAGGUUUUCUAUUUCAAGCACUUAUCUCCUAGUUUGUGUUUAAAGUGUAAACUGUACAGUAAUCAGCCUUGUGUAUAUGAAAAAAUAAAUACUAUGCAAACCGAUAGAAACACUUUAGCAGUAUGUACAAAGCACUAACAGCUCAGCUCCUGAGUACUUGUUCAGGCUGCAGGGAGGAGCUACAGCCCCAUCCUUUCGUUGGGAAAGGAAGGGGGAAGUAGGUCAAGUGAAUGUAUCUGUGAGCUUUUAGGAGUCUGAGAGGGAAACUUAAAAGGUCUCCCAGAGAAUUACUGGCCCUUCUAUUUCCGUGAACCUCAACCGGGUGGCGGGGAGGAAGGAAAGUGUGGCCCGGGGCCUGGAGCGAGGAGGGGAAUUGGUGGAGAGGGACCCCUCUGGUGCCAUGUUGAGCACUGGAAGGAGUCAGGCCCCGGCAACCUUUCCCAAACCCACCCCCAAUGUGGGGCCACCCCUGCCCUCCGGGCCGAAGGCAGACUAGAUGCAGACACCAUGGGGGCAACUAGCCACAGAGGGAGGGAAAACUGCACAGGUCCCAACCCCUCCUCCCACACAUUCCCCCCCUCCUCUGACCAAUGCUCUGCUCUCCUUGGGGCAGCAACGGGAAGAGAUCCUCUCCAUUCCCGGCCUCUGUCCCAAUGGCGAUGAGCCUUAAGGUAACAGCAGCCUCCUGAGGAGGCCAAAAUCAGCACAAAUCCCCCAGGCAGCAGGCGCUAUCCAGGUGAAAAAAACAACAGAGUUCUCUCCGACCUGCUCUUCUGGAUGCUAGGAGAGCGUUUUUAUUGGAUGUCAAGUUACCUCUCAAGGUUUCUGUGAGUGCAUUCAAACCUUCUAAGUAGCACAGUGCCCCCCUGCCCACGGAAUCCAAAUUAUUUAAUCAGCCCCAGGGUCCAGGCCCCCUAAGCCGACAGAAGGCCGACGAGCUUUCUAUUCCGUUGGAGGAAACGGCAGUUCUCCUCUGGCCCCUUGGAAGUUAGAUGAGAGCUGGCAGACUAUGCUUUCCUCUCCUUUCCAUGCCCCCAGCACUGGACACUGGUGAAAUGCUCACCACAUCCUCCCCAGCCCCCAGCUCAUGAAAAGGAACCAUUGGGACUGGGCCCCCCCCCCCCGUCCAGAACAGCUUGCCUUUCGGUUUUAUCCUCCAAGGGUGUAACCGUGCGGACAGCUGCGCCCUGCCUUCUGCAGGGCCCAAGGACAGAUUUGCCAAAACUCAUCCGCUGGGCUGAGUCCCCCAGAAGGGCUGGCCCAGGGAUGGAGGAAGCACCACAAUAAUUCGCCUCCUCCACCCUCAAGCGAAUCUAUCUCUGCCAACAAACCUCUGCAUUCAGCAACGGCCAGAGGGUGGAGGGGUGAGGCUUUUGAGUGGGUAGCCUUCCUCCUCUUCCGUCCUCUCCUAGGAGACCCAGGGCUGCUGAGAGGAAAGGGGAGCAAAGAAAUUCUGCCUUUUUCCAAGGAAGAUUUCCAUCGUCCCAUUUUUAAUAAUUUGGUACUCUCUUAACACUGCCUAGCAUAAAGCAGACACAGAAGCCACCGCCACCCAGACCACCCAGGCACUUCGAACGUCAGCAUGGGUAGGUUACACGCUAACCAGCAGACGGGGGAAGAUUUAGGCGGUGAGUUUCCCCCUCCCCCAGAGUGGCCCAAACCCAGGCCGGCCCACUGCUCUCGCAGGACUGGGCGAUGAGAACCCUUCCCCCCGGGAGGGCUGGUGAGGGUGAGGGAAGGGGGUAUCAAUGGGCAGAAAUUCAUAGAGAACACAAGUGAACGGGCUAUAGGUUUAUCGUCCAAGAGACAAGUGGCACUGAUAGAAAACGUGCAACUCUAUACUACACAGGUACACCUAUAGUAUCCUUUUUUUUUUGUACAAUAAUCUCCCUAGAAUUGCUGAAGCAGCUGAAUCCAAUAGUAUCUUCCUAGAGUCUCACCCGGGUUUGGACGCUCCGGUCCAUAUGCUUUGGCAUCGUAUUCUAGGUCUGCAAUGACUGCUCAGCCUGCACUUGCACCGGGCCUCUUCGGGGGACAUUGCUUUGCACCCAAUUGCUAAUAGGAGCUGUUAGGGGAGGACUUUGAGGUCUCAACCGUGAUACCUAGAGAAUGCUGCAGACUGCGCACUAGACGCUUUUUAGAAGUUUUAAAAUUACUUUUCUUUCUUUUUGUAUUGUUAUGAAAAUGAGCCUUUUGGACUCCCUUCCACAUACUCUGUAUGAGAGAUCCCUGAUGUAUAGAUCAUUCUCCCCUACACCAGCUAAACCGAUGUCAGAUUAAUAAAGAAAUGACCACACUGA
Tachyglossus aculeatus (Australian echidna) is the source of this 9001-nucleotide messenger RNA. RefSeq names its product ankyrin 1 (gene ANK1). Gene Ontology annotation, biological process: signal transduction. Lineage: Eukaryota; Metazoa; Chordata; Mammalia; Monotremata; Tachyglossidae. The record is from RefSeq and is a predicted model, not a curated record. Bases 1 to 5790 code for a protein of 1929 amino acids. Gene Ontology annotation, molecular function: protein binding. The transcript is spliced from 44 exons.